Molecule: messenger RNA, 1421 nt
Organism: Pocillopora verrucosa
Lineage: Eukaryota; Metazoa; Cnidaria; Anthozoa; Scleractinia; Pocilloporidae
Product: multivesicular body subunit 12B-like
Biological process (GO): endosome to lysosome transport via multivesicular body sorting pathway; virus maturation; receptor catabolic process
Cellular component (GO): cytosol; ESCRT I complex
Source: RefSeq, a predicted model, not a curated record
CGUUGCAUCCGAGUAGUCUCCGACUCCAAUACUCAAACAUAACCUGUUAGAAGUAUGCCUCUCGUUCAUGUUAAAGUUCAAAACACCCAUUGAAUUCGAAGCUUGUCGACCUUCACUUACCCCACUGUGUUUUGUAUCUUCGAAUAUUUCCCUAAGUUGCUAUAUCCGUCCAACGUGAGGGAGAAAAGUGUUGAUAUGCAGGCCGCUCCUUUUUCCCCUGUAACAGACAUAAAAAUUGUCUGUCAGAAGGAACGCUAUCCACCCGGUUACUUCAUGCUUACAAAGACUGUUCAAGGUAAUGAUGGGCAGUUAUUUGACAGCACAUGGAGACAUAAAGGGAAACGUUAUCUUUGCUUUGCAAGACAGGGAGGACAGAAUGUGAUUGAAGACCUAACAAUUAUUGGUGAGGAUGAUCAUGUGCCAGCAGGAUUUACAGCACUCACAAAAGCUCAUGAUGAUGAUGACAAGGCUCUGCGGAAACAUUUUCUUUGUUUCAAAAUCAAGGCAAGCAAGACAGCUGUCAGUGCAGUCUUUGAUAUUGUGUUAAUUAACAGAAACAAAGGAGAAACAGCCCCUCCUGGAUACAAAUUAAUUACGAAUGAGGUAAAUAACUUGUCAGUGUGUUUCAAAGCAGCUCCAAUGACAAGAGAACCACCAGGACCACCUUCAGUUCAUCAGAAUCCAUAUAGUGUACCUCCUCAAAAUCAGUGGUAUGGUCAGGCUCCAGUCCCAAGUCCCCAGCAGCACCAGCUAGGUUAUCAAGCACUUCCUGCAGUGUCAGCUAAACCUGGAGUAAGUUCCGCAAUUGAAGGCCUUCCGUUUGAGGUCAAUUCUAAGUUUGAGAUGCUGUGGAAAAAGUCAGGGCCUGUGAUUCCAGCUAUGCAAAGCUUAUCUGUCAGUGACAUAGACGUAAAGUAUAACUAUGACUUCAGCAAAGAGCAAGCUGUUACAUCAAGAUGAGAGAAACAAGCUGUCUGAGUCAGUCAGAUGAAUGGUUCGUCUUGCUGUGUCAUGCAGCCAAUUCCAAUCUCUCAAAGCAUAGUUACAACUCCGGCGGCAGCAAUCACAAAUUAUAUGCGACUGACCAUUACAGCUUUGGAAGAGAACUUAAGAUACAAAAACAUUCCGAGUUAUGUCUCCCUAAGUUUUCUAAAUGAACUGUCCAAUACAAUUUACUCUGUCAACUUCACUCUGCUGCCAUUCUCUUCUUCAUUUUUCCACAUUAUUUUGCUCCAGGCAGUUUUUCUUGUCAAAUUCCCUCGUCCAUGUUAUGUAUUGAGCCGAGAGACUUGUUACGUCCGGAAAACCUUUCCACAAAACUGAGAUACGUAAAGGCAGUGCUUGAAGGACGCUUUUGGUGUCCAUUGAACUGUGGAACAAAAUGAAUGAAACUGGAAUAAACUAAGACAUGAAAAAGUAAA